AUGGCUGCCCCCUCGAGCAAGACGACCAAGAACCUCAAUGGCCUAUGGACCAUGGUAAGAAAGCUCCAGGCUCCAUCCAAUUCCCCGACAUCCCCCCUUGCCCGCCUUCACUUGUCACUUGCGUUUGGCCCCCCUGCCUCGAGGGGAAGCGCCCGCCAAGAGGGGGAUUUUGGUUUUUACCCCUCCCCCGCUAUGAGAGCUUCUCUCGUCACCUGGCAAAAGAAAACACCAGCGCCAACCGCGCUCCAUGAGGAUGAUGAGCUUCUCUCGGAAAGGGGAAGCUGGCUAGCAGUGGAUCAGAUGGCAUCAUGGUGGGCAAACAAGACGCUCUCCGACUCCUCGGAGCCGGUGCUCUCCCUGCAGGGCGUCGGCUACCUGGUCCGCAAGGGCAUCGGCCUGGCGACCAUCACCAUCGAGGUCGAGCAGUACGAGGGCCCGCCCAAGCCGCCCAACACGGCCGCCGACGUGGUCACGCACAUCGACAUCAAGCAGUCGGCGUCGGGCCUGUCGAGCACGCAGGAGAACCGCUGCCUCGACAACUUCCCGCGCGACCACACCGACUGGCUGUUUGGCACCGUCACGGGCCGCAGCCGCUGGGUCUCGCUGGACGAGGUCACCGACGAGUAUCUCAAGAAGGGCUGGGAGGUCGAGGGCGGGGGCCAGAGCUUCAUCACCAACAUUGCUGAGAACAAGGAGAAGGGAUGGGUUGCUGAGCAGGUCUGGGGAUUUCAGAUUGUUAAUGGUGAGCGCAGGUACUGCAGGCAUGUUGUUGUGACUAAGGGAGAGGAGCGGGCUCAGAUCCGACUCGUCUAUGACUUUAACGACGAGUAA
Molecule: messenger RNA, 831 nt
Organism: Trichoderma aggressivum f. europaeum
Lineage: Eukaryota; Fungi; Ascomycota; Sordariomycetes; Hypocreales; Hypocreaceae
Exons: 2
Coding region: 1-831 (276 amino acids)
Source: RefSeq, a predicted model, not a curated record